AUAUUUCAAAAAAUUAAUUAAAUUUAUCAAGUAAAAACAAAUGUGAAGUCUGCUUUCUCUCAGUUCUCUCUCUCAAUCUCACGUCUCCGGCCGCCGCCACACCGUUCAUUUUCUGCUUAGACUCCGUGACGCCGACGUUAAUCAGCCGCGUCGCGCUUCCUUCUGCGCCUAGAGCAGCGCUUUGCGCGCUUCUAUCUCGCGUUGCGUCCUCUAUAGCUAGCUCAGCCCCCUUUCUCCCUUAUUCGGCCAGCAGCAGCCGCCGCCUACUCGCCCCGCACGACAGCUUCUCGCCGCUUUCGCCGCCGUGAAUUUCUGCUCGCCACCCUUUUCUUAGCCUCAACAAAUCAAGAGACUUUGAUCUAAUAAGAUGGAUGCUAAAGCAUUGGCAAAAUCGAAAAGAGCUCAUUCGCUGCAUCAUAAGAAGAAGCAUCAUACACACCAAGGGUUAAAAGUGCCUUCAGUUGGUUCAGAUGAUAAGAAGGGAGUUGAGAAGAAGGCUAGUGAAAGACCUGAAAAACCCCAUGGUCAGCAAACUAAAGAAAGAACACCACAAUAUCAAGGCUCGAGAGCACUAAUGUCGAAUUGGGAUCGCUAUGAUGAAGAUUUCGAUUUGGCAUCUGAAAACGCCCAGGCAAGCUCAAGUCAGCCAACUGACUUUGUAAUGCCUAAAAGUUUAGGUGCAGAUUAUGCUCACUUGAUUUCAGAGGCCGAGUCUCAGUCUCAAUCGCAUUAUUCUUCAGAUGUUUUGCCUUUGUGCGAUGAUUUUAUUAGCGACCUUAUGCAGGAUUUUGGUCCAAUGCUUGCUGCCAAGGGUCAAAGCAUACUCUCAUGGAUUACAGAUGAUAGUUUUGAGUUUGAAGACAAGGCUAGCAUCAGUCCUCAGGCACCUUUUCUUUCUCUUAAUCUAGAUGCUCUUGCCGAACAACUUGCAAAAGCAAAGCUGUCAGAGAGGUUAUAUCUACAAUCAGACCUGUUACCCCUAGAUCUGUUGGACGAGGCACACGAUGAAGACAAACAUGAUCCUGAAACUUCUAUAUUGGCUGCUGAAACAAACACCUUAUUCUCAUCCCAAAGUAAGGAUCAGGCCGUAACUGCCACAGGAGAUCUUGUGAAGAAAAAUACAGAUGAGAUCUUGCAGCCGCGAGCAACCAACAGAAGCAAUUUGCUAAAGCCAGUUUCGGAACACCCUAUAGAUUCCAGUUCUGGGACAUUCGAGGCAGCUAGUGCUGAAGCAGAGCUCGACAUGCUUCUCAACUCAUUCAGUGAUACUGCAAUAAUUCGCGAGCCAUCAUUGACAGGAAUUCCAUCGACCGGCGAUGUCUCUGUAAAGAAAGGAGUGACUAUGUUGAAUCCAACCAUUAUUGAUGAUGAUGUUGAUAUUCUUCUCGAGGAAACAUCGAGUCUUACCAUUGCAGACCAACAGAUGUCAAAGGCAAACACUGCGUCUAUAUCAUCCAGUAAGAAACCAAUUUCUAAAUCUGAAAUUGUGGAUGAUUUUGAUUCAUGGUUAGAUACCAUUUAAAUUUCCUUCAAACUGCAA
Messenger RNA from Salvia miltiorrhiza (redroot sage), 1540 nucleotides. Its product is annotated as protein ECERIFERUM 16. The record is from RefSeq and is a predicted model, not a curated record. The transcript is spliced from 5 exons. NCBI's taxonomy places the organism in Eukaryota, Viridiplantae, Streptophyta, Magnoliopsida, Lamiales, Lamiaceae. Bases 368 to 1522 code for a protein of 384 amino acids.